Messenger RNA from Chiroxiphia lanceolata (lance-tailed manakin), 1008 nucleotides. RefSeq names its product platelet-activating factor receptor-like. The record is from RefSeq and is a predicted model, not a curated record. Gene Ontology annotation, biological process: positive regulation of Rho protein signal transduction; phospholipase C-activating G protein-coupled receptor signaling pathway. Gene Ontology annotation, cellular component: membrane. Gene Ontology annotation, molecular function: G protein-coupled receptor activity. The coding region runs from base 1 to 1008 and encodes 335 amino acids. The transcript has a single exon. NCBI's taxonomy places the organism in Eukaryota, Metazoa, Chordata, Aves, Passeriformes, Pipridae.
AUGAACAGCUCAGCGCCGGGGCCGCUGCCGACGGGACACACGGGGGAGUGCCUGCCCAGUGACCCGGUGCAGUUCGUGCUGGUGCCCGUCGUCUACUGCCUGGUGCUGUGCGUGGGGCUGCCGGGCAACCUGGUGGCCUUGCUGGUCUUCCUGCAGAGCGGCAAGGUGAGGAAGGCCAUCCGCAUCUAUCUCAUCAACCUCACGCUGGCCGACAUCCUCUUCAACCUCACGCUGCCCCUCUGGAUCCACUAUUACCUGUCCGGGGGGGACUGGCUGCUGUCGGAGGCCGCCUGUCGCCUGGCGGGGGCCGCCUAUUACCUGGCGACCUACAGCGCCGUCACCUUCAUGGCGCUCAUCAGCUUCAACCGGUUCUGCGCGGUGCGGGCGGCGCGGCGGGCGCUGCCGCUCACGGGGCCCCGUGGUGCCGCGCUGGCCUGCGCCCUGGCCUGGCUGCUGGGGCUGGGCUGCGCCGUGCCCACCCUGGCCGCCCGCCAGACCUUCCCCGCCCGCGCCGGGGCCACCGCCUGCUUCGAGCAGCACGGGCGGCACCGCGCCUACGCCUACGCCAUGGUGGGCUUCUUCGCCGCCGCCUUCCUGGUGGUGCUGGGCACCUACGCCUCCAUCGCCCGGGCGCUCUCGGUGCCCGCCGCCGCCGCCUCGCCGGGCUCCCACCGGCAGCAGGCGCGCGCCAUGGUGCUGGGGAUGCUGCUGGUCUUCGUGGUCUGCGUGGCCCCCUACCACCUGACGCUGGCCCCCUGGGUGGGCAGCCGGCCCCCCACGCCGCCCUGCGGGCCCCCCGACACUCUGGACGUGCUGCACGCGCUGAGCGUGGCCCUGCUCAGCCUCAACAGCUGCCUGGACCCCCUCGUGUACUGCUUCUCCAUCCGGCGCUUCCGCGCCGACCUGGGCCGGACCCUGCGCAAGAUCGGCCGGUGCCUCCCGCUGCCCCCGCCGGGCCCCCCCGGGCCUGUGCCUGGCACCCGUGUGUCCUCCUUCACCUCCUCGUAG